Linum trigynum is the source of this 1517-nucleotide messenger RNA. The record is from the annotation of a GenBank genome assembly. NCBI's taxonomy places the organism in Eukaryota, Viridiplantae, Streptophyta, Magnoliopsida, Malpighiales, Linaceae.
CAAUAGAGCAAAAAUGGCGGGUGCGCACUUUGACCUAAUCUUUGCUCGCCGGUAAGAGAAUCGCAAGCAAAAGGGGGAAAUGGCUUUCGCGGCGAAUCCUUUGUCCGUAAGCGUUCCCGACGAAGCAUUCGAGUCCUGGCUCCGGGAUUCCGGCUACCUCGAACUCAUCGACCAACACUCCUCCUCCACGGCCGCCACCACCGUCAGCGCUACAGCAGCCAACGAUUUCGACCACGCAUCGCUAACCAGUGGAUUCUUUUUCGAUUCCUUGUUUCCCGCCAUCUCCGUCCUUCUCUCCGUCUUCUCAACCAACCCUUUCUCGAAGCUCACCGCCGCUGAUUUCUCCGCUCCGACUCCUUCCUGGACCGGGGCCUUCAUCGGGGAUUGCGGGUCCUACUCGUUUCCAUCCGGAUCGCAUCAGGCCAGGAUCCGGGUUACGGAGAAUGUAAAGCGUUAUGCCAGGAAUUACGCAACUCUCUUCAUUGUCUUCUUCGCCUGUUCUCUGUAUCAAAUGCCACUGGCUCUCAUCGGAUUGAUUUCGUGUUUGGCUGUUUGGGACAUGUUUAAGUUUUCUAAUGAAAGAUGGGAAUGGGAUAGGUACCCUGUACUUCGACAAGUCUUGGUUCGCGCUGCACAAUGUGGUGAGUGCCACUGCCAAUAUUCAUUGUCGAGUUUAUCUUCUGCAAUCAGUCCUCCUGUGACAUUUUUGUUGUAUAUAUAUAAGUGAUGUUAUGUGUCGUUUUCUUUGCUGAAUCAGUGUUGUAUACCACUUGGCUACUGGAGCAUAUCCACUUUUAGUUUCAUGAACAAAACAUUUCCUUGGCUUACACCAGUUUCUUAACAUCAUAGAAAGGAUAGGACAAUUCAGUUUAUAUUGUUGUUAGUUCUUCUUAGAAUGUGGAAAUCGGCUUCAGUAAUCUGAAAGCAGUGUUCUUCAAGAAACUGAACCAAUAAAGUUAAAGAGGACAGACUCAGCUGUAUACUUUGUACAUUGACAAGACACAUUACUUCUCAUUGCUUGUGUUAUCACUUAUCUGCCUAAAACUGUAUUUGGAUGCUGCGAUAUACAAAACUGGAUUUCUUUUUCACCCCCCUUUUUCCCAGCUCGAAUUUGCCUCUUCUACGUUUCUUAUCUUUGUUUUCUUCUAUCUGGUUCUGGGAAAUGUUCCUGACAAAGAGUGAAUGAAUCAUUUUUCUCGGCAACAUUAUCGUUCUGCUAUUCUCUGUUAUAUUGUUGCAGCAACUGCAGUUGUUUUGAUAAUCCUGAAUGUUCAAAAGGCUCUCCUUUGUGCUAUUGCGGUCAGCUACGCAGGUUAAUUAUGUUUCUGCCUCCUACCUUCCCAGCAUCUAACUAUAUAUAUAUGACUCACUUCUAUUGUCACUCCAGGAAUUGACCAAGUGAAACCGCUUCCUAAAGCGUAGUAUAGCGGGUUUGGGUUUAAUUAUCAACCCGGGCCCUAGAUUUGAUGAUUACUCAGUGAAUUCUUGUUAUCUAGCAAUGAAACUGGAAUGCAAGU